Molecule: messenger RNA, 948 nt
Organism: Zychaea mexicana
Lineage: Eukaryota; Fungi; Mucoromycota; Mucoromycetes; Mucorales; Lichtheimiaceae
Exons: 3
Coding region: 99-770 (223 amino acids)
Source: RefSeq, a predicted model, not a curated record
UUUUCUGCUUUUAAGGGUUUUCUUUUUCUCUUUACUAUUGGGGAUCAGACAUUUCGCUUUAUAUACACACACACAGAGAGAGACCAGGAAAGAAAAAAAUGUCUACAUACGAAAAGAAAGGAACUUACCGCAAAGGCAACAACCGUAAAAAGGCACAAGCUCACCAAAACACAACAGCAUGGAAACCCAACAAAAACUCGAAAAAGACGCGCGAGAUCAAUGCCCUACCAGUAUAUGGAUUAUGUCAACGAUGCACCGAUGUCAUUCUGUGGCGCAAAAAGUAUCGCAAAUACAAGCCUUUGACUGCUUUAAAAAAGUGCACGAACUGUCAAGAAAAAGCAAUUAAAGAAGCCUACCAUGUCCUUUGCAACAAUUGUGCAAGCGAUAAAAAAGUGUGUGCGAAAUGUUUGGAAAGCAAAGAGAUCAUUACAAACAAAGAGGAUAUCAAAACAAAUGAAGAUGAGGUUAGAGAACAACAGGAACAAGAACGCUUGUUAAAGAUGAUGCCGUUGCGGCAGCAGCGAAGCUAUUUACGAAAACUCGAACGCGGUGACGAUGUGCCAGAGCUCAAUCCCGAUGAUUUCGAGGAUAGCGAUUUCGAUUUCGGCAGUGAUUUCGACAGUGAGGAAGAAGAAGAAGAAGAAGACGGCGACUUUAGCAAAGACCGAGAGGAUGACGAUAGUGAUUACGACGACGACGACGACGAGGAAAAGAAGGACAAGGUGAUAGAUGCAUUGGCUGACAAGACAAAAAUCAGUCUAAAGGUUUAAAGAAAGAAAAGGAAAAAGUGUAUGUAAUAGUUACUUGUAUAUAUAUACCCGUAAUUAGCGAAAAAGUAACAGAAAGCUUGUAUAUUAAUCAUCAUCCAUCAUCCAUUAAUCCCUUCAUUAUUAUUUGUUCUUUUUGUUAUUUACGUAUUACAUCUUCUUUAUACUGAAUUGCAUUACA